AUGGCGCCCCGGCGUCCCGCCGAGCUGUACCGGGCGCCGUUCCCGCUCUACACCGUGCGCCUGCACCCGCGGCGGCCCCUCGCCAUCACCGCCGGCGGCGGAGGCGCCGCCAAGACCGGCAUCCGCAAUGGCGUGCACUUCCUGCAGCUGGAGCAGAUCGGGGGCCAGCUCAGCGCGUCGCUACUGCACUGCCACGACACCGAAACCCGCGCCACCAUGACCAUGGCGCUGGCCGGGGACGUCAUUGCGGCCGGGCAGGACAACAGCUGCCACAUCCUGCGCUUCAGCCUGCAGGAGCCCGAGGGUCCGGCCACCGCCGGGAAAGACGGCCCCGGGGACAGGGGCGCGCGGCGGCGGCGGGGCCCCGGCGGGGGGGCCCAGGGCAGCGCGCCGGGCCGGGCCCGCGAGGUGAGGGUGGAGAGCCUGCAGCGCGUGCGCACCGACUUCAGCCCCGACGCCCUGCAGAAGGCCGUGAGCUUCAGCGCCGACGGAGCCCUGCUCGCCACCGGCGGGGCUGACGGCUUCCUGCGCCUCUGGGAGUUCCCCAGCAUGAAGAAGACGUUGGAGUUCAGAGCCCACGACGGGGAGAUCGAAGACAUUGCGCUGGGCCCUGACAACAAGCAGGUGGUGACGGCCGGGAGGGACUUCCAGUGCUGCGUGUGGCAGCAGGACCAGCUGGUGACAGGGCUGCGCUGGCACGAGAACCUGCCUGGCAUCCCCGACAAGGCCUAUCGCUACCAGGCCUGCCGGUUCGGGGCCGUGGAGGGCAGUGCCGGGGCUCUGCGGCUCUACACGGUGCAGGUGCCCCACAAGCGGGAGCGCCGCCCCCCGCCCUGCUACCUGACCAAAUGGGACGGCAAGAGCUUCCUGCCGCUGCUGACGCGGCCCUGUGGCUCCGAGGUGAUCUCCUGCCUCUCCAUCAGUGAUUCGGGCACCUUCCUGGGGCUGGGCACGGUGACGGGCUCCGUGGCCAUCCACAUUGCCUUCUCGCUGCAGAGGUUGUACUACGUGAAGGAGGCCCACGGCAUUGUGGUGACCGACCUGGCCUUCGUCCCCGAGAGCCGGCCCGGGCGGGAGCUGCUGGGGGGCCACGAGGCCGCCCUGCUCAGCGUGGCCGUGGACAGCCGCUGCAAACUGCACCUGCUGCCCUCCCGCCGCUCCCUCCCUGUCUGGCUGCUGCUGCUGCUUUGUGCCGGGCUCAUCGUGGCCACCAUCUUGCUGCUGCAGAUGGCCUUCCCAGGCUUCCUGUAGCCCCCUGGCCCCCGGAGGGGCCCCCUGGCACCAGGAGCGACUCCUCAGCCUCCGCCUACCCCACACAGACUGUGAAGGACACGAGGGACCACCCCUGGCCCCGCUGUCCCCGCUGGUGCUCGGGGAGCAGAUGUGGGUACAGGGAUCCACGCAGAGCAUCGUCCCUGUGGGACUGUGCUGGCAGCACUGCAGGGCUGGCCCAGGGACAAGGGUGUCUCCUGCCCUAGGAGAAGAGCGUCCUGCUGGCCCCCCGCCCUGCUGCUGCCAUUAAACUGGAGCAUGAAGGCA
This is a messenger RNA of Hirundo rustica (Barn swallow), 1539 nucleotides long. It is a transcript of the gene PREB, whose product is annotated as prolactin regulatory element binding. The record is from RefSeq and is a predicted model, not a curated record. Gene Ontology annotation, molecular function: guanyl-nucleotide exchange factor activity; GTPase activator activity; protein binding. Gene Ontology annotation, biological process: protein secretion. NCBI's taxonomy places the organism in Eukaryota, Metazoa, Chordata, Aves, Passeriformes, Hirundinidae. Bases 1 to 1251 code for a protein of 416 amino acids. Gene Ontology annotation, cellular component: endoplasmic reticulum membrane. The transcript is spliced from 9 exons.